This is a messenger RNA of Dimorphilus gyrociliatus, 2780 nucleotides long. The record is from the annotation of a GenBank genome assembly. NCBI's taxonomy places the organism in Eukaryota, Metazoa, Annelida, Polychaeta, Dinophilidae.
GUCAGUCACGUGACUUCCGUUUUUACUAACGUGUCCAAGCUUUCGUUUGUCUCAGAAUGACAUCGACAACGAAUCCUACUCUCCAUAAAGGAAUUGUUAAGCAGAUCGUUUCUGGCGACUGCAUUGUAAUAAGAGGGCAACCAAGAGGAGGUCCUCCACCAGAAAGAACCAUUUGCUUGUCAAACAUCGAAGCACCCCGUCUUGCUCGUCGUCCCAACCCAGCAAACACUUCUGAAGUUAAAGAUUCACCUUGUGCUUGGGAAGCAAGAGAAUUUCUUCGAAAGAAACUAAUUGGAAAGGAAGUUUGCUUUUCAAUCGAGUAUAAACUACCAACAACUGGCCGGGAAUAUGGUUUCGUUUGGUUGGGAAAGGACAACACAGGAGAAAAUGUUGCAGAAUCUCUUGUUGAGCUAGGAUUUGCAGGUGUUAGGAAAGGAAAUGCAAAGAAUGACAGCGAAGCUCAGACCAGAUUAGUUGCUUUGGAAGAGAGUGCUAAGGCUGCCCAGAGAGGUAAAUGGGCAAACGAUGCUGAUAAAACCAUAAGAGAUAUCUCAUGGAAUAUUGAAAAGGAUAGAAUGAGAAAUUUUGUCGAUUCAAGACGUAGCAAGCCGAUAAAAGCUGUUAUCGAACACGUCAGGGAUGGAUGUACAGUCAGAGCGUUUUUAUUGCCGAAUUUCGAAUAUAUAACCAUUAUGUUAACUGGAAUCAAGACGCCUAUGUUUAAACAAGAAGGUGACAAGCAAGUUCCCGAGGAAUUUGCAGAAGAAGCAAAAUACUUUGUCGAAUGUCGACUUUUACAAAGAGAUGUCGAAAUUAUCCUAGAAGGACUCUCUGGUAUGAAUUUCUUGGGAACUGUCUUACAUCCUAAUGGAAAUAUCAGUGAACUAUUACUGAAAGAGGGUUUCGCAAAGUGUAUAGAUUGGUCUAUGGGCUGUGUCACUCAAGAAAUUGAGAAGAUGAGAAAGGCUGAAAAAUCGGCUAAGGAACGUCAUGUCCGUUUGUGGAAAGACUACAAACCACCGUCGAAUUCGCAUACUUCUCCCGUCCAAGAUGGCUCAAGCAGAUCGUUCUCUGCUAAGGUCACUGAAAUUGCUAACGCAGAUGCACUUGUCGUCAAAAUGGACAAUGGAACUGAUCGCAAAAUCUUUUUGGCUAGUAUCAGACCUCCAAGAUUGCCUAACGAUAGUGAUAAAGCAUCUCCUGAUAAGAAGAAAAUUAAACCUCUUUACGAUAUUCCUCAUAUGUUUGAGGCUAGGGAAUUUCUUAGAAAGAAAUUGGUUGGAAAAAGGGUUAAGGUGUCAAUUGAUUACAUUCAACCAGCAUCUAACCAAUUUCCAGAAAAGACAUGUUGUACUGUGCACAUCGCAGAUAUUAAUGUUGCUGAAGCUUUGGUAUCCAAAGGGUAUGCAACUGUCGUAAGGUACAGACAAGAUGAUAAUCAGAGAGCUGUAUGCUACGAUCAACUUUUGACUGCUGAGAAUAGAGCAGAAAAGAAGAAUGUUGGAGUUCACAGCAAAAAAGAAUAUGUGCCCGUUAGAGUGCAAGAUCUUUCGGGAAAUGUUAAUGCUUCAAGGCAAUUUUAUCCAUCCUUGCAAAGGGCAGGUAAAACUGACGCACUAGUCGAAUUUGUAGCCUCCGGAUCUAGAUUAAGAGUUUACAUGCCCAGAAAUACGUGCAUAGCCACUAUUUUACUGGCUGGAAUUGAAUGUCCAAAAGCCAGUAGACAAAAUGUACCCGCUGAGCCUUUCGGAGAAGAAGCUUUAGCUUUAAUAAAGGAAAAAGUUCUGCAACACGAUGUUCAGGUUGCUGUUGAGAGUAUGGAUAAGGGUGGAAAUUUCAUAGGAUACGUUUACACACUUGACGGACUUAAUUUAUCGGAAUAUUUGGUUAAGAACGGUCUAGCAAAGUUACACUUUUCCGCCGAGAGAGGACCACAUUAUGGCGCUUUAAGCUCUGCUCAAAGUGCAGCUCAAAGGGAAAAGCUCAACAUCUGGCAAGAUUAUGAAGCCGAAGCAGAAAGUCAUCCCGAGAUCGAUAUCGAUCCAUCUGAUGAGAAGCCAGAGGAAACCGGAAAAGACACAAAGGAGUACGAAAACGUAAUCGUUACGGAAGUAAGUGACGACUUUUUCUUCUUUGCUCAGGACAGUGGCAAGGGUCCAGCUUUGGAUAAAUUAAUGAAUGAAUUGAGAACCGAUUUAGCAUCGAAUCCACCAGUACCAGGGGCUUUCCAACCAAAGAAAGGUGAUCUUUGUGUAGCAAAAUUUAGUGAAGACCAAACUUGGUACAGAGCAAAAAUUUUGAGCAUUGAUGCACAAAAACAAGCAGAGAUUCUUUUUAUCGAUUUCGGAAAUUCUGAAAGGCAGGAAAUUUCUAAAUUGGCUCCACUUGCCGCAGCCUAUAGAGACUUGCCUGCUGUAGCGAAAAAGUACACUUUGGCUUGCGUUACUUUGCCUUCAGAGGACGAAGAUACACGAUAUGAUGCUUGCGAUGAAUUGAGGCGAUUAAUUAACGGUUGUGAGUGUAGAUUGAGCGUCGAAUAUCACGUUUCAACCGAUUUAGAUGCUGUUCAACUUCUGCACUCGCAAGAGGAUAUUGGCCAGCAGUUGGUAGCAAAUGGAUUCGUUGUUGUCGAUAAGACUAAGAGGAGGGAUAGGAAAGUUCGCGAGUUGUUUACGAAGUAUACCGCGGACCAAGAAAAAGCAAAAACUAAACGACUAAAUAUUUGGAUGUACGGUGACAUUACCGCUGACGAUGCAACUGAAUUCGGUUAUAAUCGUUAA